AUGCGGCUCUUCGAGCUGGGGUUAUACGUCAACUUCAUAUCGGUUGCAUCUUACCCAAGGCGUACGCUGAUACCUUACCACCACGGCCACAGUGUGAUUCUGCUUGGCCAUCAUGUGGGGCUUGCACCAAGGCUGGCGCUUCCAAAUGUUGAUGUGAAACACAGUCUUGUACGCGCAUUGGAAACCCACGUCGCUCAACUGGAACGUGAAGCAGCAGGACUCCAACACUCGCCCAACAGUGUGGCCGUCGCCUUGGUCUCAAGGCUCGCCAAUGCUACUCUGGCAGCUGACAGUCCCUCGUCAACAUCGUUCUUCCUCUCUUCACUCUCACCAGCAUUCUUCCUUCGGCCAAGUUGCCCUCCGCUGCUGAUAUCAAGGAUAAAGCCGGAUGUGUCACAGCCGCCUUCACAACCUCGACAGGUUCGCACGCCCCCUCGCGAUGGACCGACGAUAUCUACAAACCUCGGACAAAUUCCACCGGCUGCUCUUGACCAGAUGAUCUGGAAUUAUACCAACAUACAUUUGCCGCAGUAUCCAUGCGUGCAGGAACAAUGGCUGCGCCAAGUCUUCUCGCGCGUGUUUGCCGUCCAUGGGGGAGACACUGAUGCUGCACUGACUUUGGGAAUUUCCCCGGAGUCAGGAUUAACCCACUUCGACUACUUUGUUGCCUUUGUUUCACUAGCGAUUUCUUCCAUCACCCUCACGUGGAAGAAUGAGAACCAAGCAAGAACGGCGUCUGACGCCUUCUUUGCCAUCUCGCUGCAGCACCUCCGCCUCGUCAGUGGCGCCACCGAGAUCCAGAAGCUACAGAUCUCUCUUCUCCUAGCUCACUAUGCUCAUAUGAGUCCCGGAAAGGUCGAUAACUGGGCCUGCAUCCUGAACGGUGUGAGACUCGCACUCGAACUUGGUCUCCAUAAGAGGCCUCCAGAGCUGACCUCGCACGGCCAGCUCUUUUGGGUUCUUUAUGGCAUGGAAAGGUCGCUUUGCACACUUCUCAGGUUGCCUCUCUCCUUCCCAGAGGAAUGCAUAACUGCUUCUCUGCAUAUUCCGAAUUUUAACGCUAUCAACAAUGAUGACACCAAAAGGCAAUCGUCCGCGACACACCUGUACCGUCUGCGAGCCAUGGAAACGGAGAUAUACCGUGUUUUGUACCUCCAGGACCCCAAGGCUCAGGGCGAUCUGUUAGACCUUGACUCCUGGAUUAAUAACAUUACAAACCGUCUGGAUGAAUGGCUGGAGACGGCAAAGGGGUUCUCCAAAUACCAAAUGUUCGAGUUCAGGCAGGUCCAACACUCGUCUGUCAAAUCACGAGUCUACCGCCCCACGCCACGCCUCGAGAUCAGGACGCCUGAGGACCGCCGCAUUUGCUUCACCGCCUGCUCAGCACUAGUCGAGGACUACCAACAACAGACUAAACGUCGACGCCUUUUCUAUCCCUGGCACGCCGUGCAUAUUCUCUACGAGGCCGCCAUAGUGAUGCUGGAGGCUUGCUGGGCGUUGCGGGACUACGUACCAGCAAGACAGGAGGCCAGACAGAUUCUCGCCGUCACCAUACCAGACUGUUUGAUGCUGCUUACCAAGGUCGGCGAAUCAUGGGACGAUGCUGCCCUUUGCUCAAAGUACCUCGCGCCCAUAGUUGACGAGGUUACCGUCGCGUUUAGGGUCAGAAUCAUGGCUGGCAUCGUGGCCCCGCACAAGGUUCCUGAGGAUGAGACAUCAGAAAAACUGCGGAAGCUCCUUUUCCCUGAGGGACCGCCAUCUUGGAGUGCGCCCAUGUCAUCCGAGUCACUGCCAUCUGAGCCUGAAGUAUCUGCUCCUUUGCUGGAUAGCAGCGCUCUUGGUGGACUUGAGGAGUUCAAUUGGGAUGCGGAUUGGAAUUUUCUGCAGGAUGUCUCUCCGGUAUUUUCAAGAGACACUCCAUGGGCGCCGAAUUGA
This is a messenger RNA of Diaporthe batatas, 1935 nucleotides long. RefSeq lists its product as uncharacterized. The coding region runs from base 1 to 1935 and encodes 644 amino acids. Gene Ontology annotation, molecular function: sequence-specific DNA binding; DNA-binding transcription factor activity, RNA polymerase II-specific; zinc ion binding. The transcript has 2 exons. The record is from RefSeq and is a predicted model, not a curated record. Gene Ontology annotation, biological process: DNA-templated transcription; positive regulation of transcription by RNA polymerase II. Lineage: Eukaryota; Fungi; Ascomycota; Sordariomycetes; Diaporthales; Diaporthaceae.